UGAUGAAGUUGCUCGGACUCUCCGUCGUGCUAUCAGCACUCCAGGCUGUUGAUGCCCGUGAUCCGGCUUGUCGCCCUGCUGCGCCGUCAUGUCGAUUCGUCUCCCCCUGGACUGCCCGCGAGUGUUCAGCUAUUAUUCACUCCCACCAUAUCCGUCUCUCGACAUGCGAGGCUCCUGAGAAAACCAUCACCAAGACCGUCGUCGUCACUCAUCACCCAACUUUUACCCACACCAAAACCGUGAAGCCCUCGCCGAGCACCAAAACAACGACCAAGGUCAUCACUCAGACUGACCCUGUCACUCAAAAAGACACAACGACAGCCUGGGCCACCGCGACAGCGGUCUCAACCACGACAACAGUGACGAGCGAUUUCACAACCGCCACCACAACCACCACUUCUGUUGAGACCGAAACUGAUUCUACAACAGUCACAACUACCCAAGAUGUCACCACGACCGUCAGCUGGGCCCCUGAAGUCUGCACUCCUACAGUCACUCUGGCACCUACGCUGGCACCCAGCAAGCGCUCAGACAAGCGCAAUGACUACAGGAUUCCUCGCGAUUGCUCAUGCUUCCUGACCUCUACCAAGAGCUGCGGUCCCCGCGCCACAAAGGUCGUCACCAGAAUCGAGGAAGACCGUCCCAGAUACAUCACCAAGACUGUCACGGAUCGGAGAAAGUUUGAGACUGUCACGAUCACCAAGACAUCCAUCACUCACAUCAACGGAGCACCGCCUCCCAAGCAGACAGUGACUUCCACAACAACCUCUACCGUCAUCACAACAGCCACCUCAACCAGCACGGUUGAGCAAACUACCACUGCAACCGAGGCCACCACGACAACAGUUGUCGAAUCCGCCACCGUCACCACGACACACCCCGUCACUGCCACAGAGGACCCAUGCAACCCAGCCAACGUCAACAAGUACCUCCUUUCAGGCCCUCCGUCAAACCCCAACGUCGUCCUGGGCUUCCGUGGGGAUGGUAAUAACAAUCCCGGCAUUUGUUGCCAGAACUGCGUAAUGAACGCGGACUGCGUCUACUGGAAGUUGUCUGCUGGCGGCUCCAUCUGCGAGGGAUACUUCACGAGCCGUACUGCUCCGGUUGAGGGAUGCACUACUAAUGCGUGCCGGAGGGGACAUCCGUUCAUGGCUGUCAGCCCGCAGUCUGAUGGAAAUACGUAUGGCAUGGGACAAUGCGGCGUAUUUGGCGUGGCGUUUUAA
Trichoderma reesei QM6a is the source of this 1223-nucleotide messenger RNA. RefSeq lists its product as uncharacterized. The record is from RefSeq and is a predicted model, not a curated record. The transcript is spliced from 5 exons. NCBI's taxonomy places the organism in Eukaryota, Fungi, Ascomycota, Sordariomycetes, Hypocreales, Hypocreaceae. The coding region runs from base 3 to 1223 and encodes 406 amino acids.